GUGAGCGGCUGUGAUUUGCGCCAUUACGGUCUGCCGUGGCGUCGAGAGGGCCGUCCUGCUGUGAAAUCCAACUGAGAUCUGAGCAGUGCAGCUGCAGCAGUGACGUCACCUCUCGUCAGCAGGCAGCCGGCCCAUCCACGUGUGUGCUGAGAGCGACACAAAAAAUGGCGCGGCUUCAGCUGAGCAGCUACGCAUUGCACAGCAGCGGGGACCGUCACCGAUUUCUCGACGAGAUAUGGCCGUUUCUCAUCCGCAACGAGGCCUAUCACACGCAUACCAUCUCAGUUCUGCAAGCAGCCGGGUGUCUUCCUCAGUCGCCUUUCUCGUCAGUGCCACUCCCAUGCUUCGACAAAGACCCCUUUCGCCCACCCAUCUCUUCAUACGCCUUCGCCGACAGUGCCGCUGCAUCCGGCGAUGAUUAUGUAGAGGUGCUCUGCUACGCACUGGCAGCGGCAGCAGAUGACCCCGCACAGCCAGCCUGGACGGCCGUGCGCUGCGUGGCUGUGGUCGCCGUGCCCCGCGAUGAGUCAACGGGAGAGGCCAAGGUCGCAUUCACGCCGCUCUAUGCGAGCGCAUCAUCCCACGGAGAUGCGGCGACCUUCACGCAGGCCGACCUGGAUCAACCGGCGGUGGACUCAACUAUUCAGCCUCUCAUGGCCGCGGUGCAGGCGGUGAUCAACGCUCAUGCGUUUGAGAAGAUCCGCAUCAACGGCCCGGCGCCCAUUGUGUCGGGCAUCCACACGGGGUGUGAGGCGGCUGUGGGUGAGAAGGAGGGGUGGCUGGGUGGCCUGUACGACAACACGGCGUGGAUCAAGGACGGUGCCUUCAAUGCAUAUGCGCUCGACCUGACCGACCUGCGCCGCACCCUCAGCGACCCUGAUCUGUGGACAAAUGCGGUCGUCUCGCCCUCGCCGCUGCUUGGCGUCAACUUCACAGCCGCCGACCCGACGGUCCACCCGUCCCUCAAGGCCAUGCAGCAGAAGGAGCCCAUCGUCAUCUACCAGUGGGAUGGCAGUGACGGGUGUGUCACUCCCGAGACAUCCACUGGCUCGCUGCCGUCGGUCAACAGCAACAGCGACAGCAGCGGCGACAGCAGUGGCCAGGACGACCCUUUCCAGCCCCCAUUGCCCCCGUACCAGUUGGUCUUCCCGUCCCUCUCUCCGGAGUCGGUCGACCGCCACGUCAAGUGGGAGGAGCACUACAUGAAGCAUUGGGUGCAGAGCUACCCGUUUCUGGCCAAGUAUGCCGUGGCCGACGUGCUUCGUCAGCGCAUCACGGAGUCCUUGUCGAGCGGAUCGAUUCUCGUGCUGCAGCGAGGCGACGAGCAGCCGCUGUGUCGGUCCUUCUUCCGGAUGUCUGAGGGUGGCGUGGCGGAGGUGGGGGGCAUCAUGACCUGGCCGCAGUACCAGGGGAAGGGCUAUGCCAAGGUCAUCACUGCCGCACGUAAGCAGCCUGACACACAGGGGAGGAAGGCAUGUCCUUUACUGUGUUGUUUGUGUGUGUGGCUGAUUGACUGGUCUUCAGAAAGUCUCUUGGCUUUCAGUCGCGGGUUUCGUGUGUGUCGCCUCAUGACAGAGGCCAGCAACGGUGCCAGCAACCACAUCUACAGUGGCCUCGGCUACCGGUGCAUAGGCAGACCCACCCAUCUCGAGCUGUCGAGAAAGGGCACCCACGAGAACAGUGCAGAGGCGGAUGCAGCUUGCGCCUCCAAGCUGUGCAGGUGAUCAUGAGACAGCCGUCGAUCCGUGGAUGGUGGUGGGGUGGUGGAAGUGGUGUUUUGUAGUCGUAUUGGUUGUGGCGCGCCUUUAGAGCGCCUUUCAAUUUUCGUGGCGGGGUGUUUUAUUGUCCUUCCGGCUUGCCUCUGACUGGCGUUUUGGACUGGUUGACGAUUUUCGCGGACACCCGGCACCCUCUGUGUGUGAGGGCUGCAUGUUUGUCG
Molecule: messenger RNA, 1939 nt
Organism: Vitrella brassicaformis
Lineage: Eukaryota; Vitrellaceae
Source: the annotation of a GenBank genome assembly